UUACAUGCACGCAAAUUACGCGCGUAGCUAAAAAUUGCUAUUGGCAUUGAUUAUUUGUAAACAUCGAUUAAUUGAACCGAAAUUUGUUGAAAAUUCACUUCAAAAUGAGCGAUGUAUUGAUGAUCGAUGAAUCGAUUUUCGACAGAAAGAUGACGGUUCGCAGCGGAGACUUUGGAUCUUAUAAAAGUGACAGAUCUAACUUAUCUUCGUUUUUUCUGUACUUUACAUCGAUCAUGAAUCUUUUCUGAAACGCAUAAAUUAUACUGAAGCUAUAAUUGUGAACGACUAUCAGGUAGUUUGACGUCGUAGAAUAUAUCGUGAUAUGAUUUUCGUUCACCAGGUAUCGAGCAAGGAUGUUCCAAAUUUUUUGGCUGAGCUUAAAUGAGUCAAAACAUCAUUUCUGACAUCGGAAAGCAAGGGAAUCAUCUGGAUGAAUUGUUAUUAGUGAUAACUGCUCUUACAAUGUAAUCAAGAGGCAGUCAACAGUAAACAUGGAUUACGACGAGGAUUUAUCGCAGAACGAGUUCCUACGGGAGCUCAGGCAACAACACGAAGCCACGUUGCAGCAGGUUAUCCAGGAGGGUUGGAUUGUUUGCAUUCCUCGCAGUGGAAGCUUCAGCAAACGUGAGUUCCAGAUGCACGAGAUCAACGCUCACAUACUGAUCCCUAGACAGGACCUCUUCACUGCACAAUUCGACAGCCUGGAUGGCAAGGAGAUCCUGCUUGUAGACAGGGUCCUCACCAUCAAGCACAAUACUCAACAAUAUUCCACACGCUUGCUCUUCGAGGAAACCUUUUACAAUAGCGAUCUGCAAAAGUACUGCGUAUGGUGCAUAGAGCAGCCAUUGGAGACCGGCAUGUGUAUUUCUGACAGCUGUAUGAGUAAUAUCACUAAUCUCCAGGAAGCUGUGAAUUUUCUCCAAAUGGAACUGCUGGAGAAAGAACUGUGCAGUGACUUUGAGACCAAGAUCAAGGACUUCUUGUACGUUAAUAAGGACCUGAAUUGCAUGCCGGUACAGACACAGCGAGACCUGGUAUAUAGUUUAUACACAGAUUGCCUCAGGAUACUGCUCGAGAACGCUGCUUCCCGGGAGAAGGUAUUGAGCAGUAGACACUAUUAUUGGAGCAUACGAGUGUCAUUAGAGACUUACAUUUUGUAUAUAUUGCGGCACGUGCUGCUAAAAUCGUUGUCUGCUGGCACCGCUGCUGAGGAUGCGGCCUUGAACAAAAUCACGAGGAAUUUGAGCGAGAUACGACUGGAGGAUCUCCUGAUACGCUCAGAUUUGCAGUCGCGCGUCGACGGUGGAAGACUCGAGCUAUCGCGACUGGAUUGCUUCGUGACUGUGCUGGGUAAAAUUGAGUGCCUCAGGCGGACCGUGAAUCACGUGUCUCGCGGCACCACGUCCGUCGUUUCGUCGGACGAUCUUCUGCCGGUGCUCGUAUACCUCGUCAUCAAGGCGGGACUGUCGAACUGGACAGCGCAGCUGGCUUUCAUGCAGCAAUUUCGUUUCUCCGCGAAAUCCGUUCACGAGACGGACGAGGGCAGCUUCUUGAUCACGUCACUGGAAGCCGCGAUUGAGCACGUCAAGUCUGGGACAAUUUCGAGAAAUAUCCCGUGUCCCGAGUCCAAGAAGAAGGAAUGCAUUGACAUGCUCACUGCGCGUAAUGAGACCUCGGAACAGCCGUCUGUCGAGCGCUUAUUCGUGUGCAUCGAGAAGGGCGAGUUGGCCGAAGUCGAAAGGAUUUUAACUCGCAACGAAUCGCCCAAGCAGCAUCGUGACGUCGCGCUGUGCCAUCCCCUGUGUACGUGCGCGUCCUGUGAGCGAAACUGGGCGCACCAACGGGAUUUGAAGACGUAUUUUAAAGACGACCGAGGACUCACUCCGUUGCACAUGGCGGUGCUGUGCAAUCAGACCGCGAUCGUGGACUACCUGCUCGACCACGAAACGGACAUCAACAUCGCAGACGUCGACGGACUGACGGCGCUCCAUCACGCCUGCAUCUGCGGCCACCAAGGCAUCCUGCUGCACAUACUGCACGCGAGUGCGGAUCCUACGGUGACUGAUUCCGCUGGCAACACGCCGCUGCAUUGUGCCACGGAGCGCGGCCACGAGAGCUGCGUGAAGGCGUUGCUGUAUCUGUCGGAACAGAUGAAGGUGCCGGUGGACGUAAAUGCCGCGAACGACAACGGCGAUACGGCGCUGCAUCUCGCGGCCAAGUGGGGCUACGUCGCGAUCGUGCGUGUCCUCUUAGAGUGUGGGGCAAACUGCAAAUUGACCAAUCGGAAGGGUCAGACGCCGUUGACAGUAACGUACAGCACGUACAUCAGCAAGCUGCUCGAGUAUUACGCCAACAUCUAUACUGACUCCUUGCAUCCCCGACGCGCGGCCUUGUCCCAAAGCACGCAGAAACAGAGCCAGAGCGGCGCGCCGCACGCUGAACAUCGCGCGAUAGACCGGCUGCUCGCCGCCAUCGUCGAGGGCGACACAUGCCUGGCCUGCUACUACCUGGGCUUGGAGGUUUACCACGAGCGCCUGCCGGACGUGCGCUGCGCGGUCAGCGGCAUGUGUCAUCCGCUGUGCGACUGUGAGCGCUGCUCGGCGAUCGGCGAGACGCUGUUGGAGCGCUGCAAACGAAGACGUGCGCUCGCGAUCAACAGCUGCAACAGCCUCGGCGAGACAGCGCUGCACGUCGCCUCGGCGACCGGCCGCACCGAUAUGGUGCGGUUAUUGCUGGACGCCGGGGCGAACGUUAACGUGACUACCGCGUCUGAAGGCCGCACGCCGCUACACCUGGCUUGCCUGAACGGUAACAUCGACUUGGUGAAGCUGCUGCUGAACUGUGCAACCUGUUACGUGGACGCGCAGGACUACGACGGCAACACGUCCUUGCAUCUGGUGAGCCAAGCCGGCAACGCGAAACUCGUCGGCUUGCUGCUCAGGCACGGCGCGAACGUCGACGCUCGCAAUCGCCACGACAUGACGCCGCUACGGCAGUUGGAGCUGGAGAUGUCCGACGUGCUCACCGCGAAUUACGCCGACGUGCUGAAAAUGCUGAAGCGAAACUCGCCACAGCCAGCGCAAUCGUCGUUCGACGACUGAUUUAUAUUCUGCGGAGUAGAAUUCUUAUUCGUUUCUCUAGGUAAUACCUAGGUAUACCUCAUAGGCACUUCUUCUUCAUUGUGGUAUCCUCCUUCAACGUCGUGCUAACGUGAUUUCACCAAAGUGAGAUUUGAUUCUUACCUCAGUAUAUCGCACCGGUAAUGCCAUACGUGCCAAUCGUAAAUCUAAGAUCAGAUCUUGCGCGAAACUUGUGUUGCGCAGAACUUCUUGCUUCAAUCUGCUUACGCACUACGGUCAUACCGUAUAAUUAUUCAGCCAUAUAAUAGUCGUGCCGUGUAAUAGUAGUGUAUGGUAAUGAGAACAAAAAAUGUGAGAUGUUAUAUAAUGAGUCAAAUCAAAUAGUUUUAUAUAUAUAUUUUGUUAUAUACUAUUUAUAUAGAAUAUAUAUACAUAUAUAUACACAAACACACAUGUGAAGACUGUAUUUAAAGCAAUAAAAAUUUUAAUUAUU
Molecule: messenger RNA, 3573 nt
Organism: Odontomachus brunneus
Lineage: Eukaryota; Metazoa; Arthropoda; Insecta; Hymenoptera; Formicidae
Product: ankyrin repeat domain-containing protein 27-like
Exons: 2
Coding region: 492-3101 (869 amino acids)
Biological process (GO): neuron projection morphogenesis; early endosome to late endosome transport
Cellular component (GO): neuron projection; transport vesicle; early endosome
Molecular function (GO): SNARE binding; guanyl-nucleotide exchange factor activity
Source: RefSeq, a predicted model, not a curated record